CUGAGUGAAUGUGUAUUUUUUUUGUAGAGAUAAUAAUUUAAGAAAAAACAUUAUAAUCCAUGAAAGAGUCAAUAAGUUUUUGUAUUUAGUACGCGAUUUGCGUUUAUUUCUUGCCAUGGCCUUGGAUUGAUUGACUUUUGGGAUAACAAAAUUUUGAAACAAUGGCAGAUACUAUGAUACAAACGGAAACAUCCGAUUUCGGCUUGCCCAGAGCUGCCCAAUGGAACUAUGGCAACAUCAGCACGGAUAUUCCAUUUGAUGACUUGCAAAUGAACUCAAGCAUAGCUUGGCUGAUCGGAUCGUUGGGAGCAUCAAUCUUAUGGGUGGUGUACAUUACUUUUUAUAAUUCUCGUGUUGUUGGAUACUUUCUUACAAAAUUUAUAAAUCGUAUGUUUAUGAAAGGAUCCUACUUUAAAGUUGGUUCGUUAAAUUUGAAUCCUUUGGCCGGCAAAAUUAUGUUUCGAGAUGUCGUGUUCAUUUGUUUUGAUUAUUCAAUUCGUGUGCAAGACGGAUAUUUUAUAUUUCGUUGGUGGCGUUCGUAUGUACCAAAAGAUGUGUCCGAAGACUUAUCACAUUCGGACACUCGACUAUCUGUUAUGUUGAAUGGAUUCGAGCUGCAUGUAUUCAAUCGUUCCGAAUUGUAUGCAAAACUUGAAAAAACAUUUGGAUUAAAACCUUCGAUGUUGAUUCCGAAUGAAAAUAUGACAACCGAAGAAGCCGCAAAAAUGCGUGAAGUUGCUUUAAAUUUAGAAAAUGAACGAAAAAAUAGCAUGUCAACAAACAAAAAUAAAAAUGCCAAAUCAGAAGCAAUGGCAGCUAAAACUUGGCGAGAUUUGAUUCCGGUCAUCAAAAUUGACAUUUGUUCGGGACGUUUUGUGUUCGGCAAUCGAUUGACACCAACCACACUUUCGAUUUGUGUUGAGGAAGCAAAAUGUGUUUAUAGUACCAAACCAGCUGCUUCUCGUUUGGAUCACUUCAUGCACUUUUUAAAGGCAAAAGUUGACAAUGCAAAAGUUUUAUUAGCACCAUCGCCAAAGUAUACAGGCUUGGUUGACGACCCACCAAGAUAUAUGGGUGAAGGUUACGUCGUUAUGAUGUCCAAUUUAGUAGAAUUAUAUUAUUAUAUCGAUGAACCUGGAAUCGUUGAAGAAGAACCAGUUCUAUUAACAUUAGCGAAUGGUGAUGUAGUCGAAGCAUCGCCGCCCGUUUGGGGUUUAGAUGUAAAAUGUGGCAAAGGAACAAAUUUCAGUUAUGGACCAUGGGCAGACCGACAAAGAGAUCACCUUUUUAGGUUUUUCUUUCCUCCCGAUUGGCAAACCAUGCUCGUGACACAGCCACCAAAACCAGGCGAUCGCCGUGAAUAUCAAUCAUUUGAAUUAAGCUUGAGCACUUUGAAUGAAGCAACCAUAGAUGUGCUAUUUUCAAAAAACAAGGAAACAAAUGCAAUGCAUGUCACCAUUGGACCUGGUUCAUAUUUUGAAUUGACAUUACCGUGGAUCAUAUUGCAAGAUGGGUUUACCACAAAGGUGGCCGGACAAUUGUUACAUGUGGAGGCAACAACUAGUUUACAAUAUCGCAGUUUGGCAAAAUGUGAAUCGCUUGAGUUCAAAAUUCGGAUACACUAUCCAUUGAGAUUCAACGACCAUCAAGAGUGGAUCAUCAAUUUAACAGGUUGCAAAGCGACAGCCUAUUUGGUAUUUGCACAUAAGCUCUUUUUUCAAGAUUUAAUUGAAGAUUGGGCCUCAAAAGCACGGCCUGACAUUUUGGAAUUUGUUCCAUACACUUGGAAAUUUUGCAUUUUGCUCAAAGAAUUCGAAAUACUGAUGCUUUGCAACGAUUUUAAUUGGAUUGACUGUUCAAGUACCAAUCAAGAAAACAACCACUUGGCAUUUUGUGGAGACUUAUUUGAUUUGAGUUUUAAUCUUCCGUUCGACGAUUUUCUACCAAAGACAAUUCCAAUUAGACUAUGGAUUCAUGGCGAAGAUUUAGAUUUAUCUUUGUAUUUACCAGAAACCAGUACUACACGACCAGUUGUAUUAGGUUUGGAAGCAAAUAUGAAAUAUCUUACACGCGAUGGUCAAGUUAAACGAGUCUGCGAUAUUCCAAAGAAGAAAUGGCGCAAAGACUGCCUUCGAAGUGCGGGAUGGAUCGAUUGUUGGAGUGUUAGUAUUGUUGCUAUCAAAAUCAAUUGGGUUUAUCACUUGAUUCCGCCAUUAGGCCCCGAUCCACAAGCAGAUAUUACCACGCCCGAGAAAGAAGAGAUACUACUCAGUCCAAUUCGAAUGCCGAAACUCAAAUCGCCAGCUUUAAAAUGGGCCCAAACUGAUUCGGCACAGUUCGAUCCAAACACGCUACCGCCCGACAAAGUGAACGUUGAAAUUGAAAUCGGUUCAUCAGUACUUUUUGCAUAUGGCACCAUUUUACGUAAUUUCAUCAAUUUAAAAGAGAAUAUAUUUGGCGAAGAUCAAGAGUUCACAGACAUGAGUGUUAGUGUAGCAAAUACAAAGUCGGCGCUGUUACCAAAUCUUACCCAGCCACUUUUGAAAGUGCCAUUAAAUUCAUCGAACAAAGACGAUGCGUCAAAAUCCAUUUCAGAAGCAAGUGCUGGUAUUGAAGAAAAGCCAAAACCUUUUGAUCCACGAAUCUACCGUCCAUUGGAAGUAAUCGUUUCAUUUACGAUUCAUGAUGUUCAAGCUCACAUCGUUAAGAGUUGCAACGACAACGAUCCACCAUGUCCAAUUGUUCUCAUUGAACGACUGGGUUUGGAGCUCAAAAAACGAUUUUAUGAAACUGAAAUUCAAAUUCUGGUUAGUCCGUCUUUCCUAAUAUCAUCUGAUACUGUUGUUCGACCCAACAAAGAGAAACAUUUGAAGCAGGGCCAUUUGCUUCUAUCAGCACUACAGGUGCGUGGUCAUGCAAUGUUCAGUAUGGAAGGAAGAUCACUAGAUGAAGAGACAGUUGAAUAUGCGUGGUUACUUGAAGUACAUCUAGGAAAAUUGUCGGGCAAAUUAACUGUGCCACAACUAUAUAACAUUGUAAUUGGACUCGAAACAUUUUUGACAUUGGCUAUCGAUGCAGAGAAUGAACUGCGACCGCCAAUUUCUCAACGAAACUGUCAUCACGGGGUUCCAUCGAGUCAAUGUGCUCAUACAAAAGAUGAAAUCAAGUAUCGUUGUCCAACCUCCGAAGAUAUAAAAUAUCGUAUGACUCGUGUAGCUAUCGACGUUAUCGACUUGUAUUUAAUAGAUAGCGGAACAGCAUUACACACAUGGAUAUCUCCAGUGAGAGUAUCAACGUGCAAUUUACAUGGACAAAAAGUGAAGUCAGGUGUAACGGCAUUAAUAUCUACUGUACUUGUUCGGCACUUUGUGUCAACCAAUGGACACUUUAGUCAGCCAAACAACGGCAGCAGUUUGUAUAGCAAUACGAAUACAACAGGUAGUGGUCGAUCUUCAAAAGUGCCACAUCAGUACAGUCAAAAUAAUUCCGAUGAAAAACGUGAAGAUUUGAAUAUUUUGGUGAAAAAAGAUGCAACCAGUUCAGUGAAAUAUAAGAAGGAGUCUGAUUAUGGCUUUAUUGGCGGACAUCGCAGAGGUUCCAGAGACAAAGAUGAACAUCGUCGAUCACGUGAAAAUGACAUUCAUCAUCGUCGCGAUCGUGACGAAUAUUCGUCGAUGCAUUCUUCUGGCAGAGACAAAAUAAAAGAGUCAGAUAUAGAUCCAUGGCUUGAAGUUGGAUGUGUUUCAUUUGGACCGGUUGUUUUGGAAUCUGCAUCUGCCUUACCAAUUCCAGAACAUUGCUUGCACCUAAUUCAACAUAAUUUCCUAAAGCUACACGACAAACGACACAAACGUCUUUGGUUCUUAUGGAAUUCUGGAUUCGAUUCAGUGCGAUGCGGAUGCAUAGGUGGUGCUGCGUUUUUUGGCAGCAAUAUCAAUGGGCCAAAAUUCUUUAAACCCUCCGCGCAAGAUAUUCAAGAUGGCAUCAAUAUAGCACGAUAUCACAUUAAUACAAAUUCAAAAGAAUAUGGAUUCGGUCAAAGUGUUCUGUACGAAAAUCAAUUGGUCUUUCAUACACCACCAUACAGUUUGCAACCAGUGUCACUUCAAGAAUGUUAUGAAUACAUUGGAAAAACUAAUAUUAUUGUAUCAAAAUAUGACCCUGAACCGAAAUCACCGCACAAUGUUGAAACCUUGUGCACCAGCAAUAUUUCUCCAAUCGAAAAAUGCGACAGGCAAUCAAGAAAUUCAGAAGGUGGAUCGCCAAAUGUGCUCGAAAGAAAAAUGCGCAAGCAACCAACAUCAACUCAACGACAAACUAACAAUCAAAAUAGUUCACAUGAAGUUCCAUACGCCCGGCUAAUUGAUAGCCCUAACAAGAAACAAGGACAAACUGGAAGUAGUUCAACUCCAGUGCAUGAUUUGGAUAUCAAAAUCAGAACUAAUCGAUCUAUUCAAAUGCCAACACCAAAAUCGAGUGCAUCUGAAUCCAAAUUGACCGUGGACUAUUUUCAAAAAAGCGAUAUUUCGAUUCCAAGUGAAAUAAUGUCACAUUCAGCUCCACAAACUCACCCAUUACAAUUUGAUUCGGAUCAAUCGAUUGAUAGCAAAAUUAAAUCGGAUGAAUCGUUGGCACGUGAAGUUCAACGAACCAUAUCACUCACUUCGGAAAAUCCAUCAGAAACAUUCUUCUCAGCAGAUGAAGAUAUGCAUUCAUCUAGCCUGAGAACGAGUAUUAAUGAUCGUGUGAAUCAGAAGAAGAGAUUUGCAUCAGAUUUAAGUAUCGGUGCGCCUCCAGACUUAGAUGCUUGUUUGUCAACACAUCGUAGUGAAUACGAAAUUCACACUCCAGAUAAUAGAGACUAUCGCGUAAAUGCUAAACGUCCCCAAAGUACAGCCGAACUGAGCAACGACGAACGUCGUUGUCUCCACGGUCUUGCAACGCCACUUAGGAGAUUAUGUAGCGUUUCACCAAGACCAGAGUUCAGGCACUUUAAACCAGUAUUUGAUGCUGAGUCGCAAGAAUCUUCGUCCGAUUCACCAUCACUCUCAUCGAAUUCAUUCAUAUCGGCUAUGUCUUCACAGGAAGAUAUCACGUUGGUCAAUCUUCAUAUGCAAGUAAACAAACCGAUAAUCGAUUCACCUCUGCUAAUGGCCAGCUAUGUGUCACAUCUUGCGCAAGUACGAUGCACGAAUUGGUCCAGUUGUUGUCUGCCAUUGGGUGCUGACGCGUUUUCAACACCACUCUUCCAACAGAACGAAGACGGUGGUUUAACCUAUAUUGGUUGUAAAUUGGUGCCUCAUUUUAACACAUACUCAAAUUGGCGUGAAAUUCGAAUAGUUUCAAAUUCGGAUUCCGGUAGCACAUCGUCCAUGCAUACAACACAAUCUAUGCCACGAUCACAUCCAUGGGACCCAAGUGUAACGAUUCAUGGUAGCCAUAUUGAAACUGAUGAAAAGGAAUUUAUGACGUCACAAAAUGAUACUGCAACGCGAAAUUCGGUUGUUGUCAAGUUCAAAGGAAAUCUGGAAGUGACAUUGACUCCUCUUCUUUUGGAAGGAUUACAAAGAAUGAUCGAAACGGCCAUACCACUUUUUUCAACAAUACAUCCAUUAAAUGUUAUCAAUUCGAUGCAUGCCUCUUGCAUUCGAAAUGUCGAAGCGGCAAACAUUUUGAAAAAAGAUCAAUCACUUAGCUAUUGGUCACGUGUACAUUCGAAUUCAAAACGAUCAACGGCCGAACGAAAUCUUCAAGGUCCUGGUGGUGGAUCAGGACCAGUUAUUACAGACGUUUACGAGGAAAGUAUUUCAACACAAAUUCAAGGACUGAUUGUUUUACAACGCGUAAACAUUUCACUUAUUCAAACAUCUGUGGUCGAAGAGGUGAUAUCGUUCUCAGCACUGGACAAUGUACAAGAGUUGAGUUGUGCAUCAUUGUUGGCUGUAAGUUUCGAUGGAAUUUGCGCGCGUUUGCAUCUUGGCAAAACAACAAAAGCAGCCAUUCACACCGUUUACACCCAGCCAACUGUUCGGUCAAGUGGAUUGAAAAAAGGUCGCAUAAUGAAGGGAACAAGAGCUCUAUUAUCUCACUUAUCUUCACAUACUCGUAACGAUAACAUUCCUGGUGAACCGAUCUUAAUCGAGACAUCGGAGAAACAACAAGAAGAGCUCGUGAUCACAUGUGAUAUUUCAAAGGCACAUGCUCAACUAAGACGUUUGAAAAAUGAAGGAGUUGUCCUUCAAGAUGGUCAAAUUAUUAUUACCGCCAUUCCACAGCACAAAAGUCGUGCAAUGUUCGACUGCUUAAAAUUGCCAGAGGAAUCAAAUAAAGAUAUGGGCGCUUUUGGUUUCAUUAUGUUUGAAUGUGGUUUAGAAGGCAUAAAAACCAAAAUGGUUAAACGAUCACAAUUUGAAAAAUCCGAAAAUAAUGAGGAUAAUAUCAAAUCGGUUGUUGAUUCAACAAAUAAACGAGAUGCAACGAAUGCUGAAAAAGUUGUGAAAGAAGAAGUAGCCGGAACAAAAGGAACUGAAACGGUAAUACCAAAAAGCAACCUAAAAAAUCCGACAACGCCAAAAACGCCACGUGAAAAACUCACACCAAACGCUGAUACUAAGAUAAAAGAUGGCGAAAGCAAUGUCAAAGAUAAAAUUAAAUUUUCAUUCAAAUCAUCUGAAUCGGUUCACAAAGCUGGUAGCGAUCAAGCUCAGCCAUCAACAUCAACUGCAAAUACAACACCUCACGAACACAAAGAAAGUAAAGCGGUUGUUGGUGUUUCAAACAAUGGUCGUGCAUCAUCUUGUGUAAUUGAUUUGAAAACUGUGUGGUUUAAUUUUGCUGCACCGCCAAGUGUUCCAAUCACACGAAAAAUCGACUAUACACGUUUGGAUUGGAACUUACUGAGCACUGCAUCUCCUGCAAUUACAGCAUGGAUGAAUCCGAGCAAUCGAUUUGCCAUUAAAGUUGUGGCAAUGAUGAAGGCUUUCCAUCUAAGGCGCACGGCCAUUGCUGCUUGUAUCAUGGCGGAUGGACUUGAAGUUCAGGGCAUUCAGAAACAUCCGAAAACUCGCUAUUCUGCUAAAUUUACACCGCUAGCAAAGACUCUUCAAGAGGAUCCAUCAUGUCAACUAUGCACUGUGAUGCAGAAAUUCGUUAUUCAAGAGACCGCCCACAAAAUCAACGACAUAUUGAAACAUCCAGAUAUGCCACAGCUAACAACAUUACGUCAGGGUGUAAUAGUCUUGAGUCGUCAAUGGAAAAAUAUGCUGUACAAUCCAAUGCUUUUUGAACAUCAAUACAAAUAUAAGUUGUCAAGACCGAUGAAUGUAACAUUCGCCGUUCCCCAAUCGGAAGAGGAAGGUGAAGAUGAAAACGACAUGGAUGGAAAUGAACCGACCGAAAAUAAUACUCUAAUCAUCGAUGAAGAGAGUGAACAUACGAUGCUUUUGGGACGUGGUGUGAAUCAACAACAAUAUAAGGUACUGAAGGCACCUGAUAUCACGACUCAGGUAAAACUGUCGGAUUCAGCGAAUACUUCGCCAUCGUUUAAUUCAAUGAAAAUGCGUAAACGAUCAAGCAAAACUUCACUUCCACAUGUCGUUCAUUCGUCACGAUCAAGUUUGCACAUGUUCCCAAUUAUAUCGGGGCUGGUUGAUAAGCAAAACCUUGAAAUAGAGUAUGGAACAUUGCAAAACGGUUCGUUGCAAUCGUGUUACAGUUCGAAUACAUCGUUGGAUAGACCAUGGUCACCACCCAAAGACGAUCUGUAUUCUUGGAUGGCAAAACAGCAUAAUGACCGAAAGGAAUCGACAAAUAAAGAAAAUACAGAAAACGUUACUGAGACCAAACGAACGAUGACACCAAUAACACGGCCAUCAUUUGGAACUUCAGUUAUGCAGGAUUCACUUCGCUUGUUGGAUGCACACUUAAUAUUUGAACCCAUCUUAACUUGUCUGGGUGUUAUGCCUCAACAAAUGGUUAAUAAUAUCACGAAUGCUGAUAUGCCAUCUUUGGAUAGCUUGGGUACCAAUUUGUCAUUGGUCGGUUCUUUCGAUUGCAUGCGCAUUGAUAUUGUGGUCAGUGAGCAAAAUGAGAAAAAGUUAAAAAAUCGGCCAUGCACGCGGAAGGCAAAUGGCAAAUUUACAAUGCCAAAUCUUGAAAUGCCUGCAUUCUUGUGUGAGCGUGUUGGUGUUGAACUUGAAGUUUUAAAAGUAACGGACGGGCUGAAUGAUGACAAUAAACCGAAUGCACUUUAUGUAUCGCGGGGACAGUUGAAAAAACUGACCAGCACUAUGAUCAAUUUCAGUUUUAAUGUACGAUACAUUUCACAACAAGUGAAUAUGCCACUGCUGCGAUUAUUGCAUCAAAUCACCAAUAUGUAUCAAAACGUAAAGGAUGCCCAAGAUGAGUUGUGCGAUCAACCAACAACUUAUCGCAAUACGUUACCUUUGAAGGACGAAUCUAGCCUAGCAUCGGAAAUAAAUGAUCCAACCAUAAUGGAAUCAUUGCAAGAACCACUUGAUAGCACACUGCAUGAUGAACAUUAUGACAAAUUCAACGAGGGCUAUCAUUUGGGCAAUUCUAGCAGUCGAUCAAGAAUGCCAACGCUUGCAUUAACACCAUCGCCUGGACUGCGAAGACCUCAAAGUUUUGCACAAAAGUUAAAAUCAACAAGUAAACAAGUCAAAGGGAAACUAGGAUACACUAAUCUCAACGAGAGCAUCUUAACACCGAUUAAAAAGAGCCCAACAAUGUCCAUCGAUAAUCCAUUUCGAACACCAAAAACAUUUUCAGAACAUCAAAAAUCAUUUGGCCUUGCAUCUGAUGUACAUACGCACCGAUCAUCAUCGUCCAAUAUUUUGCCGGGUAGUACGAUUGAUACGCCAAUAUGCUGGAAAACAAUGUUCCAUUUACUUGAGCUAUAUGCAACCAUGCCUGAAACGAAAACGGUUGCACAAAGAGUGUCUAUAUCGCCUGACCCAACCGAAAAAGCACAAAAAAAAUUAAAUAUUUCAAAUGAGUCCAAGACAAUUGACAUCGAAGACGAAAAACCUACAACACCAUUGCCUCCACAUCGAGAGACGUCUCAGCCCGAACGAACUCGUUUGAUUGUAUUUGGCGUUGCCAAAAUUCAAAAGACACGUUUAUUAGCAACACUCAGUGGAUUGAAGUUGGAGGCCGAAAUCAGUGCUUUACACAGCAGUGCGACGUGGCGAAAGAAAACGAGACCGAUAGCUUUAGAGUGUUCACACACUGGACAGGUGGGACGAGCAAUGAUCGUUUUACUCGAAGGUGUUGCUCCGAAUCAACAGACUGUGGUCAAAGUAACCGUUGGAAAAAGUCAAACGCUUUACUCAAGUGUUUCGAGACGAGGUAAAGAUAAAAACAAUGGACUGCUAUCGAUCGGAGCUGUAAAUAUUGACAUUCCACAACAUCCUGUUGCUUUACAUGGGGUAAUGACUAGAAGUUCGAAGCAAUUGUCAACAACGUUGCAGGAAUUGAGAGUAACAAGAAAUUCGGCAAGAUUACGUCAAAAUGAAGAAGCUGAAUCACCGACACAUUCCAAAGACAAUUCAAAAGAUAAUGGACCAAAUAUUGAAAAGUCCACGCCUUAUCCAACAAAACUUAAAUCAGCUAGCGGAUUAAUCCAACCACUUGUAAUGCAAUUCAAUAUUCUAUUGCAAAGUUUAUCGAUAUCGGCUGCAUUGCUUCCAUCGCUUCAGGCUCAGUACAAAAUGGAUCGAGUCACAUCUAAUGGAAUUAGCGGAUGCAAAGCAAAAUUCACGAUUGACUUACCAAAUCAUACAUUAAGUUUUACAACAAAACAUCACACUGCUGAUACAAUACUUCCACCAGAGGCUUCAAUUUCCUUGCCUCCGAUUCAUGUAAGUGCACAGUAUGUAAAUGAAAGUGCAUCUCAAGACAUUCCUGUCGAUGGCGUUAUUCUAAGGCAAGGUGGUUAUGUGUCAGCUUCCGCCGAAAUUGGUAAAUUUGAACGAUGUUUGACCACCGAUUUGCUCAAUCACUUGGUAUUUGCACAAAAAGUAUUCAUGCGUGAGGUAAAUGAGGUGGUACAAAAGGUUCUAAUGACAGGUGAAAAACCAGUACCCCUUUGGUUAGAUGACACUGAGAUUGGCAAUACAUCAUCUGUGAAACAAACAAAUAUUCUAUUUUCGCUCAAUAUUCGGAUGGAACGUAUUCAGUUGACAGCAACGACGCCAUGCUCAUCGGCUGUACGCUUUGAAACCAAUGCUUUAGAGUUUCAUUUAUCAAACAGAGUGAAAAAUAUUGCCGAACGAGCCAACACAAAACUUUUUGUAAAAGCUCAAAUUGAUUUCAAUUUAUCACUUGGGCAAAUUAUUAAAAAUCUAAUGUUCGAUGAAGCUGAUCCAGAAUUUCAACAGUAUGCAUUUUUCAAUACAACGAUCGACUUGAGGAAUGCAUUCCAAAAUGAAAUGAUGAACGAUGACCAAGAAUUGGUGCUAAUUACAUUGAAACGGCCACUUAUAUACAUUCAGCCAGUUGCUGUAGAUAAAGCAAUUUUGGUGUGGUUAAACUAUAAAAAUGCCUAUGAAUAUUGGGCAGAGAAACGUGCCAAUUUGAAUAAAGAUGUACUUACAGCGACACAACAAGUAUUUGAGAAAAUGCCAUUCCAAAAUUUGGGAGCAUCGAACUUAUCGACUCUGUUCCUUGCACUCACUGUCGAAGAUAUGGGCAUUUGCUUGCCGCUAAAUCAACCACCAAUGACAAAUUGGACAGCACGAUCGUUUGCUGACUUCGAGCCGAGAGGCGCUGUUGUAAUAACACUUGAGAAUACAAAUAUAACAGCAUGUAAUUCAGGAUCACUCGUAUCAACCGGCAAAUUUUUCGGCUUGUGUUUACGAUUUGCGGAUGUUUUUGAAACAACAUUGGAUGAUUGGAAGCCAAAUAUGAACGAACCGAUUAUGAAUUUGUGUGUGGUGUCUGAGGGUACAUACGAAGUGUGUUCACGUACGACUGUUGCGAAAAACUCUACUGAAAAUGCCAAAUGGUUGCUCAAUGUGAAGUGGCAAAUGGAAGGUGUUGACGUGAAUUUGGAUGUGAACAUUGGAAAACAGCUUUCUGCUUUGGGCCACACAUUGACAACGCUGUCAAGUUUUGAAGAAGAUGAAAGCACAACAAUUUACAGUCAAGAUAGUGAUGAUGGAGAUGGCAGCGUGAAAACAAAUAAGGAAAAACAAACCAAACGACAACAGAAAACAAUGGAAAAUAUCCCAGCGUUCAUAUUAGAUCCGACAUUGGAUUCGAAGAAACGCUCACUAAUGAUGAAAAAAGAAAUGAGCGAACAAGUGAAAACGAUAAAUGAUUUGCGAACACUUGGUGCAACAGCUCAAACAAUAGCUGCCGAAGAGAAGCGCCUUCAAGAACUGCAAGCACUAUGCUACAAAUACUUCCGUCGCGAUAUGAUACACAAAUGGAAACGACCUUCAAAGGUUAUGCUGAGAACAGCAAAUCGAUCACAAUCCUUUAUUGCAGCUUCUCCCAGCGAUGAAGAUUUCCUGGUUCAAAAUUUAGAAGAUAAUGAUCUAAAGACGAUGUUUGACUAUGACAGUGGUGAUCCACAAAGUGAAUCAUCAAAAUCAGGACCCACCCGAAGCUCAUCGUUGAAAAUCAGAACAAAUCAAACCCAACGUGUUUCAUUCAACGAUACAAUGCGUCAGUCGUCUCUACCAAGUGGCGAUUCGGUAAAUUUUGAAUGGAAGGGUUCACAGUUGUCUGAUGUCAUUGACGUCGAUGGAGAACGAGUAGAGCUAAGAAAGAAGAAUCCAAUUCAUCCACAAAAACAACAAGAGCCAAACAUUGAUUUCGAACUAGAUAUCAAAGUGUUGGUCAAUUCAGGAAAAUGUGUUUUACACACAAAAUCAGUUAAUGACGAAAAAAUCAAUGUCAAUACAUCAGCAACUGUAAAACAUCACAAACGUGAACGUAGUAUCGGUACGGAUUGGGGUAGUCCAGUUGCAUCACGACGUAAUAAGGACAAUAAAAAUCGGCUGCGAUACACAACUCCACAAAACAAUACUGUGCUCAUCGAUUUAACCAUUUUUCACAUUCCGGGAUUAGAUGUAAAAUUACAUUAUGAAUCGAAAACUGUAUCUGAUGAAGCAAUGCCACGAUUAAGCGUCACCGAUACAAGUACGUUUCGGCGAAGUGGCUUCAAGCGUGCAUCACUUUUUGCUUGGAUGACACUACAAAGUGUACCGGAAGAAACGAUAAUUUCACCCCACAUUUUGGAAUUUUUGGAGCAAACGCUUGAACCAAUUCCGUUCAAAACUGAAGAACUAUUGCCGUCCAACAAUCCAGUUAAUAUGGAUCUUUUGCAAGAGAACUACAAUUAUGUGGCGUACGCAUCAUUUCCAGUUGAUGUCAUUGUUUAUUUUCACAUGCAGCCUUCAACGUUCCGAUUUAGCUGUUUACCAGUGUCUCGCGUGGAGUGCCUGCUGCAAUUACCAAGCUUGGACAUUGUUUUUAGUUCGAAGCGUCAAGAUGACGAUCAAACGAUAAAUGAUGGAACGGACAAAAUACCGACUGGUGGUUUAAGUAUUACUGGCUGUCUUGCCGACUUUAAUGUGUACAUUUUCCAUCCAUAUGGAGGUGGAAAGAAAACAGGACAUAAAGAGCAAUCACAAUUUUCACCGCUGGCAGAUAGCGAGCGGAAGGAUUCGCUGAGUAUAAAUGUGGAAUUUGUUAAAUUUCAUUUAACCAGAGCCAGAAAGAUCAAUUUUGAAACGAACUUCAAAAAAUCAAGCGAACAACGUGCGGUUGUAAGAUUUUCAACAAUCGUUGAUAUUGGAAGUGCUUCAUUCAAGUAUGAUAUGCGCCGUCUAACAGAAAUUUUAGCCUUUCCAAAUGCUUGGUAUCGACGACGUAUCGUUCGACGCUUAUUUUUAGGUGAUAUUAGCACGAAAAUGAAAACCAAUUCAACAAAUGAACCGGAAACACCAACAACAUCAAAUCAAAGUGAAAUCAAUGCGGACCAAAUAGAUGCAGAGAAACCUACACGAAAACCGGGUGAUUUGCGUUUGAACAUUAACAAUGAUAAUAUUUCGCAAAAUUCAAAAUUGCGUUCGGAAAAGUCAAGCUUUGAUUCAAGCACAUCGUUGUCUGAAAGCAAUCAGAUCACAUCAUGGGAAACUCUUGUAUUAUUUGCCUUCAACUUUACGAAAUUGAACGUACAAAUGAACAUGGGAAAUGUUAUGGGCAAUGUGAUUUGGCUAACAAAAGCAUUCCGAAGUGAUGGACGAUUAAGUAUUGGUAGUACAGGUCGUAAAAAUAUGUACAUUGGAUUUGGUUUAGGAGGCUCGACGCUCGAUGCUAAGGGUGGCAUUGUAGGUGGAACUAUAGAUUUGAACCUAAUUAACACAUACACCCAUAUUUGGGAAGAACAGGGACUAGAACCGCAUCACCGAAUCGGUUUAAAUUUAGCGGCACUAGAACUUCGACUGGACUAUAUGGGAACAAGUUGUUUGAUGACCCGAAUCAGCUCCUUGAACGUUGCCAUGAGAGAUGAAUGGAAGUGCUCAACUGAAGUUGGUAAAAUGCUUCCAAAUGAACGGCCUACAAUCAUUUUAAUACAUGGAGAUUUAAGCUGGGAUCAGUUCCAAAUGAUGAUAUCGAAAUCAACAACGGCAGAUUUGCUGAAAAUGUUUUAUAAGCUUGAAGAAUUCUUCAGUCAACAAUUCAAAUCAUCAAAGCGUGUAUUUACAAACCUGGAGCCACGCCUUUCUAGUCGAUCAUCGAAUAGCAUAUCACGUCGGCAACGGAAAACGACACUCAACACGGAUAAUUCAUUUGAACCAAAGGAAUUCAGUGAUGCACAUCAUCACAGACACUGGCAGAAACCACUGAAGAAGGCAAAGGGUUUAAUGUUGACAACAUUAAGCGUACCACUCCCAAAAACGGGCAUUGUUUUGGGCGGUACAAUUGAACUGCAUGGAACCAACAUUUCUCUUGCCUGUUUUCAUGGAAUCAACUUCAAGGCUAAAUCAUGGGCAUUGUUUAGUUUACGUGAUCCUUGUAUUAAUUUUGCUACCGAAGCUAAACAAAUUGAUAACACGAACGAUGUCAUUGCCAUUCAAACGUUAACAUUUGGUUUGGGCAUUGCAAACAAUACGAAUCAAACUCAUUCGUUGGCAACAGUGUGCCGCAUGACUCGUAAUAUCAUUUUUCCGCCACAGUUCAAAACGUUGCAGGAAUGGUUUACAUACGCAUUUGCAAAUAGUGAUAUAGAUGCUGUUGAACGUUUCCCGGUGUCUGAACGUGAAAAAGAGCAAAACACGAAUUCCAUUGAGCGAAGUCGAGGUCAAUCGAAUAAAUCACAAGAUAAUAAUCAUAAUCGAGAAGUGAUUUUUGCGUUGCCAAGUCUAAGAUUGCAUUUCAAAUCAGAACAUUUGCAAGGUCCAUCCACACCAGAUACAAACUCUGAUAAACCAUCGGUACAAUGUAGUUUUAUAACAGAGUUUGAAGAUCAUAUCUUCGUUACAGUCGAUGCAGACGCUUUUUUCUUCUUACACGAUUUGAUAACAUCCUAUGUUAAGGAGAAGGAGAAAACGUUGAUCUCUCAAAAUGCACGUGCAUCAUCACCAAAUCCAUCACAAUCGGGUAAUUCACCUACUAGUGAUGCUAAGAAGUCUGAACCAACACCAACAAGUACAACAUCCUUAACAAGCACUUCCUCUGCCGAUGGAAGUACAAAUCAAUCAAAGAAAGGAACGGAAAAGUUACAAACAAUGUUGAAUAAUAAAACAAUUAGCGCCAAAUUAAAUAAGUCUGAAAUAGAAGCUUAUUUAAGAGAUUGGAGAAAUUUCGAGUGUCAAACGUGGCAUUUAGAGCCAACCGUUCGUUUGCUUUCUUGGGCUGGAAAAUCAAUCGAACCAUAUGGUAUCGACUAUAUUCUCAAUAAACUAGGAUUCAGUCAUGCAAGGACCACUAUACCAAAAUGGAUUCAACGUGGAUUCAUGGACCCAUUAGAUUCCUUGGAAGCACUUCUUAUCAUUCAACUGCUCAGCUUAGUGAGUAAAGACGAAUCAAGUGACACUAAAAAAGAAAAAUAAUUUUGCGAUCAAUGUAGAUACCAAUAUUUACAAUUGGAAAUACUUUUUACUGCAGCAAUAAUAAUUAUGUUUAGCCAUAUGCAAAUGUUAAUUCCGGACGAUAAAGAAAAACGAACCAAUUUCUAUAUUUUCAGUUUAAAAAAAUGAGAUUUAAUUAUUUGCAAUAUAAAAUGACAACUUGCUGCACUGUUCGUAUUAUUCGUAUUAAUAUGUAUUAGAAAGUAAAGAAAAACGUCAAUAUAAUUCA
Molecule: messenger RNA, 15333 nt
Organism: Contarinia nasturtii (swede midge)
Lineage: Eukaryota; Metazoa; Arthropoda; Insecta; Diptera; Cecidomyiidae
Gene: tweek
Product: transmembrane protein KIAA1109
Exons: 50
Coding region: 162-15086 (4974 amino acids)
Biological process (GO): synaptic vesicle endocytosis
Source: RefSeq, a predicted model, not a curated record